Molecule: messenger RNA, 1039 nt
Organism: Gambusia affinis (western mosquitofish)
Lineage: Eukaryota; Metazoa; Chordata; Actinopteri; Cyprinodontiformes; Poeciliidae
Gene: fam117ba
Product: family with sequence similarity 117 member Ba
Exons: 8
Coding region: 418-900 (160 amino acids)
Source: RefSeq, a predicted model, not a curated record
GCUGGUCCCUUCUCCCGUCGUGUCAACCAGGCUCGCCCAGCAUCACCGCCUUCUUCUUUCUAUUUCCUCUGUCUUUUCUCUUCCUCUAUUAUUGUUUUCCUCCCUUUUUUUCAGCACCACCCGAACUCGGUGCGCAGCCACUUCUCCUUCCGCAUCUUCAGGAGGCGGCAAUCAGGGGCUGGGCUGCUCCAUGCUCCGCUGCAUUUAUUUUCUGCAGACCGUGGCCUUAACCAUCUGCGCCUCCCCGCGGUUCUCCGCCGGCGUCGGCCUCUGAGUUCGUCCGUUCCCCCUUCCUCCAUUCUCCUCGCCGUCUCCCACCUUUGCGUCCAGCUGUGGCCCUCACAGGGCGCGGUCGCUGGCUCUCACCUGACAGGUCCCUGGCCUCAGGACGACAGCCAGCAACAACACGUUCCCUACAUGAGGGACAAAGCGACGCAGACCCCCAGGGCCUGGGCAGAUGAGAGGAGGAGGGGCUCUCACAAACGCUCGGCCUCCUGUGGGAGCACCGACCAACUCAAGGAGAUUGCCAAAUUGCGUCAGCAGCUUCAGCGCAGCAAGCGCAGCAGCCGCCAUCGGAGGGACAAGGACCGCAAAUCCCCGUUCAACGGGAGCCAUGCCAUCAUUCAGUCACAGUCACCUAUGCCCAAGACCAUCCUCAUACCCAUCCCUAUAUCCAAAUCCUCGGCUCCUCGCUUCCGCAACAGCGUGGAGGGCCUGAACCAGGAAAUCGAGCGCAUCAUCAUCCGAGACACCCCGGAGAAGGACGAGACCAUCGUUGUGAGUCCCCUAGAACAUGUUGAUGCAUUCCAACCACAGCAACUGCAGCAGCCGUCCGGACUCCAUCUCCCCCUCCUACCUCAGCGUUCUCAACGACACGGCUGGAGGCAGCCCCUACGAUGAGAAAGAGCUAAGUCCGUGCUCCCCACUGCCCAAGUACGCUGCCUCUCCCAGACCCAACAACAGUUACAUGUUCAAAAGAGAACCACCAGAGGGUUGUGAGAAGGUCAGAGUAUCUGAAGAGUCCAUGCCCAAACCUCUG